This is a messenger RNA of Synchytrium microbalum, 879 nucleotides long. RefSeq lists its product as uncharacterized. The transcript is spliced from 6 exons. Gene Ontology annotation, biological process: carbohydrate metabolic process. Gene Ontology annotation, molecular function: hydrolase activity, acting on carbon-nitrogen (but not peptide) bonds. The record is from RefSeq and is a predicted model, not a curated record. Lineage: Eukaryota; Fungi; Chytridiomycota; Chytridiomycetes; Synchytriales; Synchytriaceae. The coding region runs from base 1 to 879 and encodes 292 amino acids.
AUGUUGAACACAUUCAGAGUGACAGUUUUGAGCGUCAUUGCUCUUGGUCUUUACUACACCUGGGUUACUGGAGGAGCCAAGACUAGGUUUGGUCGACAAGCGUACACUCCCAGUUACCCCGUCGCUUGUAAAAUAAACAACGCGGUUGGUUUGACCUACGAUGAAGGUCCAUCAACAGUCACCAAGGAUAUCCUAAGUUAUUUGGCUGCCGCCAAUGUCACUGCCACCUUCCACAUCGUUACUGUAUACCUCAGCAACAACUUGAACUUGCAAUCAUACGUAAAGGCUGCUUAUUCCGCUGGUCACGAUAUUGGACUUCGAUUCAACACUCAAAUGAACGCCGGAAACAUGACGUUAGCAGCCUUCCAAGCUGAAAUCAUGGCUGAAUCUCAAAUCAUCUACAAUUUGAUUGGUGUAUGGCCUAAAUUCCUUCGUUUGGGUGGUGUCUCGACCGCUGAUAUUGAUGCUUGGUGUCUCAGUCAAGGAUUCGUUAUUACUAGCUAUGCUGUUGAUCCCAUGGACUAUGCUAGUGCUUCGACUUCUAUUACUGCUACAUACAGCAGUUAUUUGUCAAAGUUGGUUGGUGGUCAAUCUUUUAUUUCUUAUGAAUCUGACUUGUACACUUCAGCUGCACAAGCCCUCCCUAACACCUUGGGUGUCAUUGCUGGAUACUCAUAUAACGUCGUACCUCUCAGCAAGUGUCUUGCUACCCCAUCAUACCGAACUGUAGCUGGUAGCUCUUCAGGUGGAUAUGUCGCCGGUACUUCUUCAGCUACUGGAACUGCUGUUGCUUCCAAGAGUGAUGCUACCACUCAUAUUCAAUUCAUGUCUGGCUUCAUUGCCUUGAUGAUUUUGGGUGCUGCUUUGGUCAUGCUAUAA